This is a messenger RNA of Amphibalanus amphitrite, 1427 nucleotides long. Its product is annotated as receptor-binding cancer antigen expressed on SiSo cells-like. Lineage: Eukaryota; Metazoa; Arthropoda; Thecostraca; Balanomorpha; Balanidae. The record is from RefSeq and is a predicted model, not a curated record. The coding region runs from base 148 to 720 and encodes 190 amino acids. Gene Ontology annotation, cellular component: secretory granule. The transcript has 5 exons.
GGACAACUAAUGCGCACUCCGACGGAGACUGCUUCUGUUUUUCUUUUUUCCAUUUUCAAGGCCAUUUUUCUUUGCAUUGGAGAAGCUCACUGGGACACUGUUGCAAAGUUGCAGUAAUUAACUAACAAGUUUGACUGGGCAUAAGAGAUGGGCCUGCCGCGCCUGGUGUGGAUCCGCGUGAAGGCGGCGCUGGCCUGCCUGUGGGCGCUGGUCGGCCGCGCCUUCUGCUGCUUCAAGCGGCGCAGGAAGCUCUCCAACGUGGGUCUGCCCAUCUCCGUGGACGUCCAGUCGGUGCCCGUGGCUCAACAGGAGGAGGACACGGCUGUCACCUGGAGCUGGGAGGAUCAGCCCACAUCCGUAGUCACUGUUCAGGACAAGAUCCGCGCCUACCGCGACUCGAGGGCGCGCGUCUCCGAGUCGGAGCCGGCACCGGAGCCGGACUUCUUCUCGGACAUGGCCCCGACGAUCCGCCGCUCUCAGAAGGUGCUGGUGGCGCCCCAGGAUGAGCCUCAGACGGCUCCCGGUGGCUUCUCCUCGCGUCUGGCCUACACGGACACCGCACUGGAGCCGCAGGGGGCGGAGCUGACUGACCUGGAGGAGCCCAGCGCCUGGGAGGCGGACGACAUCAACCCUGACGCCCUGGAGAACCACCAGAGGGCACUGCGCCACCAGCAGCUGCAGCAGAAGCGGGAGCGGCGGGGCGCGCCGCCGGUCCGGUGACCGGAGACCGGGUCACGGCCACAGGUCACCGCGCCGGGUCAUCGGACGGGACCGAGCCGUCGGCAGGUGACCUGACGGAGGGUCACGACCGAGGGUCACCCGACCCGGGAGGGUCCAUCGAGGCCACUCGUAGAUAGCUGACACAGUCCAUCGAAAGCGGACCACACAGACGCUCCUCGCGCGGCCUGCAUUCCUCUGUAGCGCGUGAACUGAGCUUUGGACGACUGCGAGGCGCCGGCGGAUAGUGGACCACCGAUGGCUCGUCGGGACGGCGUUUGGCGCCCGGGUGUGAAGUAGUCGGCUGAUCGGGCGCAGGGUGUGGACAGAGUGAAAUGUGCGACGUUUGGUGCGCGGAAUUGGCUUGGAAUGUAGCGAGAAUGGAGGCGCCGGCGGCGCUCAGAAUAUGUGACGCUUGUUCGUGGUUCUCGUGGUGUUAGUGUCGCCACCGAUAAUGUUUAAUGUUUUUGCACCGUUGCUUUGUCGUGUUGCAGGUGGUGUGUUGUUUUAGUCAUCUGCCGACGAUUUGGUGAUCAAAUGAGGGAUUUCAGUGAUUUCCGAGACGUGAGAUGGUUGUGCCGACUGCCGCCCCGCGGUGGUGUUCUCUAAUUCAGCCGCUGUGGGGAUAAACAGCUACUGUGUAGUCAGAUGUGAAUGUGAUCGUAACAAUGGGGCUCAUAUAUUACAAUACAGACGAUUGGUAUCAGAAA